AUGGGCACAGUGGACAGGGAAGCGGACCGUGAAGCGGGCAAGGCUGCGGAAGGCGUGGUUGCGGACGCUGCGGAGGUCAGAGAAGUCAUCGUGCGGGCCAGUGGCUUGUCAGCCUCUUGUACAUUUUCCUGCCCCUCUCUGUCUUCUGUCCGAGAUGUGAAGUCUUUCAUCGAGAAGGAGACCGACAUUCCCUCACGAGAACUUCGAGUUUGCUUCCAGGAACGUGAACUGAAAGAUUCCGAAAAGCUGAUAGGCAUCACCCAGCCUGAUGAUCUCUGUGAGCUCGAGUUGUCAUUCUUGCGGCGUGAUCCAGAACAAGCCCGUUGGCUGGAAGCAGUUAUGCAGGAUCCAGAUGGAAGUUUUUUGGCUGAGGCCCCUUCAAGCAUCCGCGACGAUGGCGAAGUCGUACUUGCUGCGGUCAUGCAGAACGGAAGGGCUUUGCAAUUUGCAUCUGAUCGGUUACGAUCUGACAGGUUCGUGGUACUGCAGGCGCUUGAGGAAGAUUCCUCAGCUUUCAAGUUUGCUGCAACAUGCCUGCAUGCGAAUCGGGACGUCAUGCUGGCAGCAGUUCAUCGCAAUGGUUUGACGCUCGAGAGUGCUGUUCGUGAGUUACAAGGCGAUCGUGAGCUCGUUUCAGCAGCGGUGUGCCAGAACGGCAUGGCGUUGCGCUUUGCCAGCGAAGUCCUGCAAGCUGACAGAAAGAUUGUGAGCAUGGCUGUAGAGAACGAUUGCAACGCUCUCCAGUUUGCGGCUAAAGAGCUGCAAAGCGACCGCGAGCUGCAAGAUAUGGAGCGCCAUGAAGCGUUGGUCCUCAAAGUCCUGCUUUCAUCCAAGGUGCGGCGGUUGCUCACGGUGGACUUGAGAGAUCAGCUGGUUCAGACGUUGACGGACUACAGGCGCCACUUUGAGCCGUCUGCUUUUGGAGCAGCGCUGGAAUUGUGGGAGCGCUGCUUUCGGGAGACGCGUCGUUCCGACGUUGGGCAUGGCCGCAGCAACGAGGCCUUUGCGGAUGAGAAAAGGACCGCGGAGGAGGAACGUGCCUCGGUCGCAGACGCGCUGUGGAAGGAUGAGGGACCCGGAUCCACUGAAGAGCUUUUCCGGCUCUUUGGACAAUGGUUCGUCUGGCAGUCUGCGUGCAAGGAGGCAGAGUUGGCCCUGCAAGUAUGUGACGAGGUUCCACGGGUACCAAUUGGAGAUGAGAUUGCCUGGAAGCGCCUAGGCCCCGAGAUCAAGAAAUACCUCGAAGGAUUCACAGAUGCAGUUCAGUCUUUGAUUGAAGAACUGGAGUGCGAGAAGGCGUUUUACAAUGAGGCCUGGGCAGCCCAUGGACUGGGCUCAGAACACCUGGCCGUGGCAGCAGCGGCCAUGGUGGCGGCAGUUAGGCCCCGGGUGGAGAAGCUGAAAGCCGGCGUGUGGCCGACGGGUCCUCCAGUCCUCGAGGUCCCUCCGGGGGGAGGGCGAUUAAUCCAGGUCCUGGAGGCAUUAGAUCGAGAAGCCAGCAGGCAUCGUGAAAGUCAAGUGCCACCAUCAGAGCCCUUGGUGGAUAUUCUGGUGCCUCACGUAACGUCAGCGCUGGCGGAGAGCUUGGCAGCGCUGGACAGGGACAUCACCUCGAAAGCCCUUGAUGGAGAUCCGGACACACUUUUCGUUCCGCUGCGGCCACCUUCCUCCAUCUACUGUCAGGCAGUGGUAACACUUUGGAGAUUCAUCCACGAUGCCUUGGAUGCUCCACUGAGUCUUGGCCUUCCGGUGGAUAUUGUGGUCAGCCCAUUCAUCAAAGACUUUCUUGGACAGGUGCUGCAACGCAGUGCGGACCGCCUCGUGAGAUCCUAUGAAGAUCGAGAAGCUUUCGGGAUGUCCAUUCGUGCCGCUCAAGUUGCUGGCGAACUGAAGAUUACGAACUGCGCAGUAGACUCUGACGAGGACGAAGGUCCCGCAAAGAUCGCUGACGCAAAGCGCUCACAUGGCAGGGGCAGGAAGAAGUUCCUCACCAAGCUUUCUGGAAAAAGCCUUCCUGAGGAGGUGACAAAAAACAGUGUCAUGGAGGUGCGACUUCUGGAGGUGAACCCGAAGGUGAUUGCAGCUCCAGUGCGGCAGGUCAUGGUGCGAUUGUCAUCGAUAGGGUUCUGCCUAGCAGAGCUUGCGGACGUGCACACCAAGCUCUUUAAGAUGAUAAACUCCGGCGAUGACGACGGCUGCCCCACUGCGCGACACAACGAAGCUCGCAUGCUGAUUUGUGAGGAGCUGCCUGAGCUUCAAGAGAGCUUGCUUCAUCAGGGCCAAACUCUCGCAAAGUACCUGGCAGCCCGCCUCGUAUAUCAUGAGUUGCGAGCCGAGAUCUUGCCUCAGACUGGAAGCUGA
Symbiodinium natans is the source of this 2361-nucleotide messenger RNA. The record is from the annotation of a GenBank genome assembly. NCBI's taxonomy places the organism in Eukaryota, Dinophyceae, Suessiales, Symbiodiniaceae.